CUUUGUCAAUCCCAAAUGUCAUAUGUCAUCAGAUCAGACAGACAGACUAAUCAUUAAAAAAAUCAUUUUCGUUCUUUCAUUGCUUUGUAAAUGUAAAAAUAAUCGAAAUAUUCUGAAACAGAAACAGGACCCAAGAUAAUCGCUUAAACUAUAAACGAAAUAUAUCUGUUUAUUUUACAAUAAAAUCCUCUCAUUAACAUGUUUUAAUACAGCUACUACACUACCUCUAGACACUUUGUAAUAAAAUGUACCUAAUCGUUAUCGCGGCGUAACUUUUUGUUUGUGUUUUUAUAAACUCUUCUUCAUGUUGACUUUAUGCCAUGAUUAUUUUCGAGUAUCUGCUUUAAAUAAGAACAGUAAAGAUGGUCCACAAUUCAGCAGGAGAAAGUACUUUUUUGGCAUAUUCUUAUUACUAUUGGUUGUUAUUUUGUGGGUGUUAUCGUCGGAAUUAACAAAGUAUAUUUAUGUAGAGAAGACAUUGGACAGACCAUUCUUAGUAACUUAUAUACGUAGUUCACUGCUGUUUGUAUAUCUACUAGUGUUAUGCUUCACACCACCCACCAGCGACCCCUGUAGGCCUGCUGAUUACACACAAUUGUUAGAACCCACAACAGAAACGGAUGAUGAAAACUAUUUCACAGAAUCUGGGAACAGUUUGGGUGACUCAACAUUUGUCCCAGUCCGUGCUGGAGAAACCACAGACAGUGAUGAUGCAGCCCCUAGAGCGGUGCGUUUCAAUAAAGUAGCAGAGGUGCGUGUUAUGUCAGCGGCAAUGGCAGGCGAGGCGCUGCUGGCGCGGCUGUCGUGGCAAGCGUCGGUGCGCGCCUCGGAGUACGCGCAGCGACGCGCCGCCGCCGCCGCCACCAGGCGACAUCUCCGGAUGGCUGUGAUCUUCUCUAUACCGUGGUUCAUAGCCAACUACCUAUACCGGCUGAGUUUGAAGCACAGCAACGCCGCGUCGACAGCUACCUACACGUCGUCGAGCAGUGCGGUCGCGUUGACGUUGGGCGCUGUGUUCGCGCAGUCGCCCGCCGACCGCAUGACGCUCUCCAAGCGCGUCUCCGUGUUCUUGACCGCAAUGAGCCUGUUAUUUUUAGGUGUAGCAGAUGAUCAACAUAACUGGAAGGCAAUUUCCUCCGCUUUAGGCGCGGCGAUAUGUUACGCUGUACAUCUCCUAUUGCUCCGUCAGGAGCUGAAGAAGGGUAAUGGGAUCAAUUAUCCCUUACUUGUUGGUUUAGUGGGAUGCGCGUGCGGCUGCCUAGCGUGGGUGCUGGGUGGAAUACUGGGUGCGGUGGGGAUCGAGGCGGCCGAGGUGCCGCCGCCGAAGGUGUGGAGCUGGCUGCUGCUGGACGCGGCUGUCGGGCCUUUGCUGAUGGAAUCGCUGUGGUUGUGGGGCCGAUCGCUGACGUCGCGCGGGACGGCAACGGGCGUGCUGGGCGCGAUCCCGCCGCUGUCGGCGUGCGUGGAGCUGUACCGGGGCGCGGGGGCGGGGGCGGACGCGGACGCGGGGGCGGGGGGGGCGUGGCGCGGCGCGGGCGCGGCGCUGGCCGGCGUCGCCUGGCUCUGCGCCGCGCUCGACCUGCCCGGCUGCCGCAGGCUCGGCUCCGGCUCCAUACAAGCAAUAAGGAACAUCCCAGAUCUGGAAGAGCAGUCAGAAGCGCUGAUAUGUCCAGACGAGCCGACGUAGCGACCCGCCAACACAGCAAGCACUGAUUUAACUAUCCGGUAGUGUUGCCAAAAUGUCGAUAGUUCAGCUAUUAAUUGACCUUUAAAAUCAUUUAAGUGUCGAUAAUAUUAAUUAUUGUGACUAUUGAUAGUCAAGAAAAACCGAUAGCAUAUCGACACUUUUGCUUAGCUUCAACUAUUCACUAUUCGAUAUCGAACUAUCGAUAAGCAACACUACUCUCCGGACAUUAUAGCAUUCACGCGUAAACUCUUAAAAUUCAACCUCGUGUUUAACUAAAAUAUGUUUUGUCCGAUCUUAUCUAUAUUUGAUAUUGAAAGCACGAGACAAAAUAUGGAACAAGCAGUUGGAAAUCGUUAUAAACAAGAUAUCGUUUUCAACAGUCAAAAAUAUACAGAGGGUAUUCAAUAGUCAACAUUUAAAAGUUUAGGUUUAUUCAAAUUGAAUUUGGACUUCUACAAAUUUAUUAAACUGCAUUACAUUCAAACCAAAGCAUUCUCGGCUAGAAAAUAUAAAAAAUCCGAAAAUAAAUUAGCUAUAAAAAACCUAAGACUAGAGAUAUCAAUUUUUACUAUGUUUAAAUGCGCAUACCUAGACUUUUUUACUGUUGUAGUUGAAUAUGGCCACAAUUCGUGAAUGCUGCCGCCUGUAACACGUUUUGCAGAAUUCUCAUUGUGUUUCUGAGUAACUUUAGUUGUACAUAUCGUAAUUGCACUUGUGUGGCAUUGUCUGUUCAGAGUCCUAGUCUCAUAUGAGUAGCAUUUAUAAACGUUAAGUGAAACAUGUUAACCAUUAAUAUCCAUUCCAAAACAUUGUAGGUAUAAAUGCGUUUUGUUUGAGUGCAAUAUAAAUGAGUUUUGGUAUUAUGGAAAUAGGUUAGUGGUUUUAUUAUGAUCAUACAUAUUACCACUGAUAAAUAAAAACUAUAAUAUUCCAUAUAAUGAUUGUUGUCUCUCCUAAUAACUUUCAAAGGCUUUGCUUUGAACAAUGUUAAAGAACAUAUUUAUUAAGAAGAAGUAUGACUCGAAUGUGUCAGUUAAGGCUAUGUUACGCACUAUUUGUUUCUAGUGAAAUCAAAUUGAUGCGUGUCUCAUGUAUUACAAUAAGGAACGGUAGGUAGACCGAGAAAAUUAUAGACAAGGGGUGAGAUACAUGAGAUAGAACUAUUUCGUACGAAUGUUACUCUUGCCUGGUUCUACAAGGUAGGUAUGAUGAGCGCUCUGUGUCGUCAUGUAUUUCUAAUACAUGUUUCUCUUGUAUUAGCGAAAUGGGAUAUAUAACCAUGUCCGUAGUUUUCUCUUUCUACGAUUAAGAAUGCCGGAAAACUGGAACUUGAAGACUGGAAAAGAUUCAUGAUUUGUGAUGAAUGAAGGUCAUCAUUAAAUUAUAUCAGACAUAGGAUUUUUGCAGUCGUUGUUGACGGAUAAAAUCUUAUAUAUAACUUAAAUAUCACUAAAUAAUUAAUAGCUAUUGAUAAAAAGACAAUACAGUAAUGAGUUUCUCUUAUCACAAGCUUACACUUUCGUCUAUUUGCAAUUGAUUUAAUGUGAAUAAUGCCAGUGUACAUAAAUCUAUACGUAGCUGUGCCUUUCAUUUGUCGUUUAGUUUAGGGGUUUAUGUCAUGUACUGACGUGACAUGGAGCAAAAGCUGUUACCUAAGUAGCCGUUGCCGUAUCAUAAGGUCAAGGUCAAUGGGAAGUCACUCUCAGUUUUACUUUUGAACUGGAUGAAUUUAGAAUGUAGUAAGAAAAUAUUGUUUCAACACACUUGCUGGAAUUGUCUCGGCAUGGUGAUGCCAAUCAAUGUGCUAGACCUUUUGGUGAUAAUGGACUAUCGAAAAUUUCGAGCACUAUCAAUAGUGUGGAUAACAAAAUAAACAAUCGAUACUAAGAUACAUUUGCUUUUAGACUGUCGAUGGACUUGACUAUCGAUAUAAAGUAUUGUCACUAUCGACUGUUUAUUAUUUCAUACUAUCGAUACCAGUUUAUCGUCCACAUUAGAUAGAUUUAUCGUCCACACUACUGCUAUGGCAAUGUAUUUCGACCUUUUACUGUCAAUGUGGAAAAAUAUCAUAUGGCACUCGCGUGCAUUGGAUAUUGCGCUUCGUAUAGGUAUAUAUUAUCUAUUUGCCCACUUGUGUCCUAACAUAUGUGAGGUAUUUCGCAGUUUGUACUUACAUAAAGAGUUGAAUUGAAAGUGAAUGAGGUCACUAUGUCCUUUUGGUUGGCAUCAUUGGGAGCUUAUCAACCAAUUUUGACCUUUAUAUUUGGUUUCAGAAUAGCAAAAAUAUGUUGUUCGUUGAAAAAUCCGUUUUCUGCUUUUUAUAGACUUCACUAAAAUUAUCAAUAAUUUGUAUACAUACGAGAUUGAUGUCGGUAGGUAAUCUACACGUAUUACGUUAUGGUAUUUUUUAAAUUAUGGUGUCAUGCUCUAUUUAUAGAACACAUUUUAUAUUAUUGAAAUCAUUGAUAAAUAACGACGGACAUUAGAACUUUCAAGACUGAUUUGUUUAAAAAUUCAGGUGGAGGUUUCAUAAUAUUUAAAAAUAAUACAAUAUUUCGACUGUAUUAUUGUCAUACAAAAGUUAUCACAUAGAUUUAUAAUAGAGUAGCCGAACAUGUUGACAUAUUCUGUUAAUAGGUGUAUGAAUUUAAAUUAAUUUACUUUUUCAAUGAUUAUGAGAUGCAACGAGCGCAAAUCAAUCGCUUAUUACUAAUAUAAUACUUGCUGCUGUUCACAACUUAGUGUAAAUACAUACAUACUGAUAGUAAAUACCAAUUAGUGACACAGUAUUAAGUGAAUUGAAUAUUAUCUGUGUUAUAAGAUUUGUGGCAAUAGAUUUUAUAUUACUAAA
Molecule: messenger RNA, 4538 nt
Organism: Plodia interpunctella (Indianmeal moth)
Lineage: Eukaryota; Metazoa; Arthropoda; Insecta; Lepidoptera; Pyralidae
Exons: 10
Coding region: 305-1687 (460 amino acids)
Cellular component (GO): membrane
Source: RefSeq, a predicted model, not a curated record